Molecule: messenger RNA, 5053 nt
Organism: Amoebophrya sp. A120
Lineage: Eukaryota; Dinophyceae; Syndiniales; Amoebophryaceae
Source: the annotation of a GenBank genome assembly
AUCCGUUUGGAUCCGCAAUAUACAUUUUGAUGUACUACCUGCUAUCUGAAUCGGUUUCAUCGUUUAUAAUGGGGAAGAAGAAGUAGUCCAUCGUCGUGGUACAACGAUUAUUUCCGCAUAAUCUUCACUAUCUCGCUUUAUUCUCUACUACAGCGAUCGUACCAGAAGUGCAUACCGAAUAAAACAUGAUGGUUGUAAUUUCAUCUUCGAAGGAGCCUGUCUGAGGCAGGCCAGGGAGUCGCUACUUCAAGUGCUCCAUGAAGCUAUGUUGACAUCACCACUUCCUAUUCGCGAUCGCGCAUGAAAGUUGAGCCCUAGUUGUACCGGGCUCGCAGCCUUGCGGGCCAGCACGGGAAUUGUACAGCAAGAACUCGAAGCCAAAAUCACCACCAUGGAUUUCGUCACUAGCGCGUCCUUAUCGUGUGGAAAAGUAUCGCACUCGUACUAAUCGCAAAUAUGCAUGACAAAUGUUUUUCCCAAGGAAAAACAGCAUUACAAAUUCGACUUUCCUUCUUGCCAAAAUUUGUGAUGCAGUUUAUACUAGUACGAUACUUUUGCAAUGCAUAGUCCUCCAUUCCCUCCUCUGCGGAGGUGACCUCCCAGUUCAGGCGGCGGGAUUUUGAGGUCACCGACUUCAUCGGCAAGGUCGCGACGCAGGGGAACGACUUCAUCGGCACACUGGCAAACGUCUUGGACGAAUCGCUAACCGGGAUACAGUAUGAGCUGCAAAAGUAUCGUACUCGUAGUUAGUAAUCGCAAUCAUGCGUUACAAAUCUGCUUCGUAAGGUAAAUCAGCAUGACAAAUUUCAUUUCUCAUGCUGAGGAAAUUUGUAAUGCAUUUAUACGAGUGCGAUACCAUACUUUUACAGUUCAUAUACAGAGCAACCUGCACGCGGAGGUGGUGCUCUGCCACGAUCGGCUUCUCGAUAACACGUACUAAAUUUCAAUUUUUAUUACCAAUGGAUUUUCGUUUUUGUUUAUUGCCAUGCUGGAACAGCAAUGCGAGCUUGGACUGUGUCAUACAUGAUACUUCAUCUCUUGCUAGAAAUACUGAAGUGAAACGAAUCUUAUCAAAGAGGAGCGCAUCCAAUGUUCUUUUACGUAAGUCGUACUUGAUGGUAUUUGAUCACAACACCAGCUUCAACCUGGAGCUCCUUGAUAAAGAGCUGUCGGAAGUGCGGGAGAAUGUGUCCGUCCUGAAGGCCUCCAUGCAGGAAGUGCGAUCCCAUUGCCUCGUUCCCUUCCGCGACCUGCGUAGGAAGACGGCGUUGCUGAACCGAGCGCAAAGGGUGAACGUAUUGCUGCGGAGGUAUCUGCGGUUUGAGUUCGACCUGAAGAAACUGCGCGCACACGUGGACCCCGGUACUACUAGUAGAGUAGAGUUUGCUCCUAAUCGGAGAUAUUAAGUAAUUCGUAAAGGUAAAUAACGCCGGCUCUCUGCGAGGCAGUACUAGUGCAUCUCUUGUUCUUUCCGAAAUAAAUGCUUGGCUCCUCUUCAUCUUUGCAUGGUAACGCGAGGUGGUUGCAAACAGCACUCUAUCUCAUAAUUCACAAGCUACCAAAAUGUAAUAUCACCAGGCAGUGGCGGACUUACCAAGGAAUACGCCAAGGCUGCGCGCACGAUCUACGAGCUGGAAAAUGCGUUGCUCGAGGAUGGCCUGGAAAAGCUUUCCGUGUUGCAACGAGACAUUCACUUCAUUCGGGAAGUCGGCCAGCAGAUCCGGGGGAGGGCGAAGGAAGACCUCUGGCGGGGCUUGAAAGAAAUGAACUUGUUGGUCCUCGAGCAAGCCACGCAGGCGUUUUACAACCUGCACUGUCUGUCGGAAGAGGUAUUUCUAUACGGUGCAGGGAGAAAUUGCAAUCAAAAUUAUCUUGCAUGACGAGAGGGAGACGAGAUCUUCAUACGAAUUCAGGUUCAUGUCCCAAUUUGAUUUUUCUUGUUGGGAACAUUUGAUGUGCACAUGCAAUCAUCUACACGAGUAAAGCGACACGAUUAAUAUUUUAACUUACCACAUUACACCAGCUUGAGCUGCUCGCGUCUGACCUGGCGAGGAAGCUGGACGAGCUCCUAAAACCGCUUGGCACGCGGUUUUCCGGGUCAAUAACGGUGUUAUGCUUUGCAAAUAUGUUGUCUGGGGCUGGACGGUUGCAUCAACUUGUGAUGCGUAUUCUAGAAUAGGCAGAAAUUUGCAUUGCAUGAGCGCCAAAAGACACCCAUUUCUUGGUACACAAAUAGGGGAUUUCUAAAUGGAGGACCAGGAUAGGCAUCAAGAGGAAGAGCAAGAGGCCUGUGCAAAACCUGCGGUGCUGUUGCGUGCAAUAGAGACCAUUUGCGUGGUCGAGAAGAUGCAUGACAAACAAGUGCAAGAAUCUUCCAGAUCCAGACAUGUUUGCAGUUGAUAGGUGGCCGCGUUGCUCGACAACUUUUUCGCCGCCGGAACUGCGGUAUGCUCGCAAAUUGCGUUCCUCGACAAUUUCCUCCGCAACCGCACCGACCCAAUCACGCACGCGAAGUUCUCCGACUGCUUUUUGCUGUACAACGGAAAAAAUGCUGAAACAAAUACAGUUACAACGGCGGCGUUGUCUUCAUCUUCAACUGGUACAACAGCAGCACCAGGUACUACUAGUACAUCAAUAUUAAGACCGACCUCCUUCUUGGAGGUUUUCUUCCACCUGUUCUUCUCCGAGUAUUUCGCCCCAAAACUCCGGCAAUCCCUGCACCAAGCGACCAUCGCGAAAGAAUUCCCGCUCGUUUCCAAGAAACUGGAAGCCAGCUUCCUGGACGUGUUGCAGGAGCAGGGCGCGACGGGCAGCGUGAUAUUUCAGCUGAAGAAACAGCUUUUCGCGUUGCCGGAAGUCGAAAACCUCCACAACCAGUACAUCCAGACCGUGCUAACCAGAGUGACCGAACCGGUGGAACUGAUGCUCCCCGAAGCGGUUUAUCAACUGCAAAAAUGUCAUCUGGGUCUGGACGGAUGCGAACUUGUGAUGCGUGUUGCGGCUCAUACAAAGAUCUGUGUAGUAUGACUUGCAAAAGGUCCCCAUUAGUCAUGUUGAGAGGGCGUUUCUCAUGCAGAAUAGGCAUCACCAAGGGGCUGCAGAAGCAGAACCUGUGAUGCUAGGCCCUGCAUUCCAGACUUGGCGGAGCUUGGAGAAACUGCAUGACAAGUCUCAGACUCUUCCACACCCAGACGCAUUUGCAAUGCAUACGGUUCUGAACAGCGCCAUGGACGCGGUGGCGCAGGCCAACGCGGGCAUGACCCCGCAGCCGCACCUGUUGCAGGACCCGCUGCCGACCUUGGCCGACGUCAAGCGCUACGUCCAGAUUCUCGCGGAGGCCCUGAAGACCGCAGAGCAGGGCCUGCAGUUUGUGUAUCUAUCGGUCGUGAACAACGUGCGCACGAGCGUGCUGCUGUUUGUCUCGCGGCUGGAGCUGUUGACCGACGCGAACGGGAUGAUGGUGGUGACCAAUUUCCAGGCGAACCCCACCGGGAACGAGUUCACGUUUACCAACAGCCACCAGAGGAACUGCCGGCUCUUCCAACUGCUGUCCGCGUUCGAUGCCAGUCUGCGGGAGAUGUGCCUGGGACAGAACCUACCGCCACAACUGUGGCAACACCUCCGCACGACGUGCCGGUCGUUUGUGGAGUGCUUUUUCCAAAUUAUCAAAUGCAAAUAUGUCUGAGUCUGGAAGAAAGCAAGUUUGUCAUGCUUGUCUAGCAUGACUCUCAAAUCUGUGAUGCAUGAGCAGGAAAAGGGCCCCUUGCCUGUGAUGCAAAAACGCAGCUUGUCAUGCGAGAAACGAAGCACACAGCUAGCAGCACAAAAAACUUGUCAUGCUGGGAUGCAUAUUGCAGUGCGCCCACCAUUCGCAAAUUAGCAUCACAAGUUUCCCGACCCAGACAUUAUAUUUGCAAUGCAUACAAACGGUCCGGAUCAAAUUCUCCCAGGAAUACUACGCGAAAUGGCGGCAGGAGCUGCUCAAUACCGGGGGUGCUGUUGCACCGGAUGUAGCAGCUCUUCCUAGCCCCAGCCUGCAGGAGUUUGUCACCUACGCCCAUUCCGUGCAGAAAACCUACCUGGCCGCCUACAAUACGCAAUUGCUGCAAUCGCUGGCGGUGCAAUUCGCGGGCGAUUUGGUGCGCGUGGCGCUCUUGCGCCUGUUCCUGGGCACAUUUUACGACGACGGGAAAGUUGUCGCCUUUUACAACAAUAGUUCCUCAACAGGUGCAACUUCUACUUCCGGAGCAGUAGUAGAGCAAAUAGUACAACAACCCAACGGCGGGACUUCUACUCACACUCUUUCCGACGAAGCCGCUGCGCGGCAACAAGCCGUGGCACUCGUCCCAGGUAUCGCCACGGACAUCCAAAACGCGUGCCUCAGCACGGACGCCGGGCGAAAGCGGCUCUGCCGGGAUUUGGAGCUUUUGGAGCGGGGCGUACUCGCCCUUGCCGGCGUUACCAGCGGCCAGCCCUUUUUCGAGCAGCACAUAUUGGCUUUGACGCAAAAAGUAGUAGCGAGGGAAGUGCCCAAGGCGACUCUCCUGGAGCACGUAGCGGCCGAUGUGGUGUGGAGCAAAGCGCUCAAUGAGUUCUUGGUGUAGAAGUGACAGCAGUGCUACAAGGCAGGAAUGAGCAGCAGCUGCAGCAGAAGGCUGCUUUUCUUUUUUCAUGUUGAUCCGCCCCCCAAGAUUUGAACAAGAUGGAAAACGAAAAGCCGAAGAAGGACAAGACGACGCACAUUUAUUUUCAGACGCCCGCACUAAGUAAAAAAAAACGCACAUCACGGCGUGAAAAAGCGGUUCCUGAUGUACGUGAAGUGAACCUUGUUGACUCGCCCCCACAGGUUGAAGUCGUGUACUAUGGAAUUGUUGCCGAAGAAGAAGAUGUGGUGCAAGAACUUAACGGAAAAAAAGGCCUCUCGUGCGUACAAGAUUUUUUGGAGCUGUCGUCCCGUUUUACUUUUUUUACCCGCUCGGCAGAGCAUACCAGAAGAUGAAGAUCCCAGAUAAAUCUGUCUACUUACAUUCCGAUGCAUUCGGUCUGACGCCGG